This is a messenger RNA of Cryphonectria parasitica EP155, 1239 nucleotides long. RefSeq lists its product as uncharacterized. The transcript has 4 exons. The coding region runs from base 1 to 1239 and encodes 412 amino acids. Gene Ontology annotation, cellular component: nucleus. Lineage: Eukaryota; Fungi; Ascomycota; Sordariomycetes; Diaporthales; Cryphonectriaceae. The record is from RefSeq and is a predicted model, not a curated record. Gene Ontology annotation, biological process: rRNA base methylation. Gene Ontology annotation, molecular function: 23S rRNA (adenine(1618)-N(6))-methyltransferase activity.
AUGUCCUCCACUUCAAGAGGGGACUUUUAUUUCAGGAAUCUGUAUGCGAAGGAGCCGGACUUCCGCCAGCUUGCACGGCAAGAUGCCGACUUCCGGGCGAUACUCAAGCCCAAUGACCAGCUGGACUUCACUGAUCCGGCAGCUGUUCCAAACCGGCACAACUAUAUUCUAUGGCUUAAGCAACUCCUGGACUCCAGCUCAUAUAAUGAGCCUGGAGGCAAGCUGAGCGGCCUUGACAUCGGCACAGGCGCAAGCUGCAUUUAUCCCCUCCUGGGCUGCGCCCAACGGCCGUGGUCCUUCAUCGCCACAGACAUCGAUGCCGACAACCUCAAACAUGCCAUCAAAAAUGUCGCCCUCAACAGCUUCGAGGACCGCAUCAGGAUCGUUUCCCGAAAACCCGAGGACCUACUUAUCCCGCUAGAAGAGCUCAACCUGAGCCAUAUUGACUUCGUCAUGACCAACCCGCCCUUCUAUCAGUCAGAAGCAGAGAUGCUUAAAUCCGCCGCUAAAAAGUCCCGUCCGCCGCACUCAGCAUGCACUGGAGCACCAGUCGAGAUGGUAUGCGACGGCGGGGAGGUCGCCUUCGUGAGCCGCAUCCUGGAGGAGUCCUUGGUCCUCAAGGACAGGGUGCAAUGGUAUACAUCCAUGUUUGGGAUGGUAUCCAGUCUGGAGGUGAUGGUGGAGAAGGUGCGCGAGAGGGGCAUCAAUAAUUAUGCAGUGAUGGAAUUCCUGCAGGGAAACAAGACGAGACGGUGGGCCCUGGCGUGGAGCUUUGGGCCGAUGAGACCCUGCCAGAAGGCAGGUCGGGGUCUCAAGGCAACACCGUGGAGAAGGAUCCUGCCGGCAAUCGUCGAUGCAGAGAUAUCUAGGUUCCCGAGCGGCGAUGGUGUAGGCGCGAAGGGAGACGCGCUAUCUACACUUGUAGGAGGGCUGGACUUGAUCUCGUGGCAAUGGGACCGGGAGAUGCUCAGAGGGGUUGGGCGGGCGAGGGAGAACGUCUGGAGCAGGGCAUGGCGGAGGAAGAGGAAACGCGAAGAGGCAGAGGCCGGCCCAUCAGUGAAAAGCAAAGAAGAACCGAGCGAGACUUGGAUUUUUGGAUUCUCGGUUUCCAUCACGGUCAAUAUGUCCGAGGCCAUCCUCGAAUGUCGCUGGCGUGAGGGUCACGAUGAGUCCAUCUUUACCAGCUUCUGUGGUUUCCUCAAGACACGACUACAAGCUCAAGUGCCCAAGAAAACAUGA